ACUAAGCGGACGGAGAAUGAAGUUGCCAGUCUUAUAUAACCAUCUAGUUAUACAACCGUGCUGUUUACAAAAAAAUUCAUUAUUGGUUAUGUGAGCUGAAGUUGGAUUUUUAUAAAGUGAAAUGUCGUUUAUUGUUAGGAAUGUUGUGACGAGUUUAGUGCAUAAAAGUUUUUCAACACAAUUGAAAAAUGUUUCAGUUUUAUAUAGCACAAACAACAAGGUUGAUAUUGAUGCAUUGGUUAAGAAUAAUAAAGUUGUCGUAUUUAUGAAAGGUGUUCCUGAGGAACCGAAAUGUGGAUUUAGUAAUGCUGUAGUUCAGAUAUUGAGAAUGCAUGGCGUGAAGUAUGAUGCGCAUGACGUUUUAAAAAAUGACGAUCUUAGGCAAGGCAUCAAAACGUACUCGAACUGGCCGACCAUCCCGCAGGUGUUCAUCGGUGGGGAGUUUGUGGGCGGUUGCGACAUCCUGCUCCAGAUGCACCAGAACGGGGAGCUCGUCGAGGAACUGGAGAAAGCUGGCAUCCAGUCGGCGCUGCUGGAGAAGGCGAUACAAGAAGAAGAGGGCAAGAAGUCUGGAGAGGCCAAAUAGCAUCUGCGGGAAGGACAGCAUCUGGAAUGUCUACUUACCUGUUAGUUCUGUAUUUUGUAGGUUUUAAUUCUUUUUAAUGUUUACACUCAGAACAUGCAACUGGUUUGCAAAUUAUUUGUAAAAAAAAAACUAAUUAUUUUGUUGUGUUUUGUAUUAAUUUUUUAUCCUCAAAAUGAUUUUCAAGUAACCUUCCUACUUACUUUUACUUUAUUGUGUGUGUUGUUUCGUAGCAGCUACGUAUAGUUAAUAAACAUUAUUUACAGUUAACACUUAUUUUAUUGAUGCUCAUAACAUUUAAUUGUAAAGAUAAAUAUUAUUAAUGUGACGAAUAUACUUUUUUUUUUGUAGCAUUCCUUUGCAUUUAGCUUUCCAUAUUCCCUACAAAGUUUAGAGUUUACGUUUCAAACUCCUAAUGUUGAAAAAUUAAAAUUAGAAUAUUUUUAUUAAUAAAACAUAGUUCACUGGUAAAUGUGCUUAAAUUUUUGCAACUAAGGGAUCAUAUUUUCUUUACCACUUUUACAUGUAAAUUACUAAAUAGUCAAAGAAUGGCUAACUUAAUGGUUUACAUAUAUAUUCAGUAUUAAAUCAAAUGAACCAAGCCUGUUAAUUAUUUUUUUUAUGAAUGCAGGUUGUGUAUGUUGAUUUGAACAUGUUAGCAUCAAAUCAGUUAUAUUACCUUCAUAAGAAGAACAACAUAAUUAAUACACCUAUGUUUUUAAGUUCAACUGUCUCCUGGCCUGUUUUAGGUAUCACUCCAAUCUUUCGAAGCAAUAUCGUUUCAUAUUGAAGAGUGAAUUGUGGCAUUGGGGUUUUAAGUGUGCAGUUUAUUUUCAAAAUAUUAAAGAAGGUUUAUGAACAUCAUAAAAGUAAACUCACUUUACGUGAUUUUUUUUUAAAUAAUUCUAACACCAAUAAAUUAUUUUGAAAAGAAAAAAAAAAGGUAAUCCCAUUUAACCCUAUUGGAGAGCCUUCCCGAGAAGACAGAAAUGGGAUGUCAUAAAAUAAUUGGUUUUAUUUGCAAAAACAUUACAUAGUGGCAGUGCUGCCAAAGUAUCACUGGUUUUCCGUGUUUGUUACUGAUUUAGACUUACAGUUAUGGAAUUAAGGGGCAUUUGUUAUUACAGAACUAUAGAAACUUAAUUACACUUAUAAAACAUAGUGUACCUACCAGCAUUUUGUUUGAGAUAUCAUGCACAUAUAGUAGGUUGACUGUUGGCUGCAUAUGUGGCACAAAAUUGUUGUGAAAUCCAGUUUAGAUAGAUCUAGUUAAGUUUUUUAGAUGUGCUUUUAAAGACAAAUUUACCUCUAAGGAAAGUCAAGAAUCCAAGCACAUAAAACUUACAUCAUCAAAUGAUAAUUAGAAACUAGACCUUUUGUAAAGUUGAGUCUAUAAAUCCUAAUUCUUAUUGUAAAUAUUUUUUAUAAAGUUUUUUUUGUAUUUUGUAAUUUUAAAACUAUUCAAAGGAUGGAUUAGCUUGUUUACUGUUUAUGUUUGUUAAUUAUUUUGUAGAGUUUAGUAUUUGGCAUAAAUGUUAUCACACUUUUUUGCUGUAUGUGAUUUUUUUAGUAUGCAUAUAUGUGCCUGGAGUUUGUAGGGAUUAAAUUUUUUAAAAAUGAGUAAAA
Bacillus rossius redtenbacheri is the source of this 2209-nucleotide messenger RNA. It is a transcript of the gene Grx5, whose product is annotated as glutaredoxin-related protein 5, mitochondrial. The record is from RefSeq and is a predicted model, not a curated record. The transcript has 2 exons. Gene Ontology annotation, cellular component: mitochondrial matrix. The coding region runs from base 122 to 586 and encodes 154 amino acids. Lineage: Eukaryota; Metazoa; Arthropoda; Insecta; Phasmatodea; Bacillidae.